AAUUAUUUUUAUUUAUUUAUUUAUAUAUAUAUUUUAUUUUAUCCUCUAAUUUUAUUAUAUAUAUUUUUUACUUCCUUUUACUUUUCUACUUUAUUUUUCUAUCUACACCAUGCUCAUCAAGGAAUUCCGUGUUAUCAACAACUGUACUGAGGCAGAGUACCAAGUUGCACAAUUAUAUGCCACUGCAAUGGCUUCCAAGGAACAGACUGGUGGAGGUGAAGGUGUAGAGGUUCUUAAGAACGAACCCUAUGAAAAGGAAGACGGCGAAAAGGGUCAGUACACCUACAAGAUCUUCCGAUUGGCUUCACGAGUACCAUCCUUUGUUCGUGCUGUUGCACCCACUGGCUCGCUUGACUUGUAUGAAGAGGCAUGGAACGCUUAUCCUCAUUGUAGAACUGUUCUCAAGAAUGGCUGGAUGAAAGACAACUUUUCGAUUGUUUAUGAGACACAACACGUAAACAACUCUCGCGGUGAACUGCCAAAUGCAUUAAAUAUCCCAGAAGCUGAUCUCAAGAAGCGUGAGAUUGUUAUGAUUGAUGUGGCCAACGACAAGAUUGAUGCCAAGGAUUACAAGCCAGAAGAAGAUCCCAAAUUGGUUAAAUCUGUAAAGACUGGACGUGGACCAUUGUCUGAGCCAGAUUGGCAGAAGAAGUGCGAACCUGUCAUGACCUGUUACAAGCUUGUUUACAUUGAAUUCAAGUGGUUUGGUCUUCAGACAAAGGUUGAGUCCUUUAUUGCCAAGGCAAUCCAUAAUCUUUUCAUCAAGUUUCACAGACAAUUGUUCUGCUGGACUGACAGCUGGUAUGGCAUGAGCAUCCAAGACAUUAGAGAUCUUGAGGCUCAGAUUAAGAAGGAUUUGGAUGUCAAGAUCAAUGAAGGUGCACCAGUCACUCUUGAUAAAUAGAACUCAAAAAUGAAUAAUGAAAAAAGAAAUGAACAAUAGUGAACAUUGAAGAAAGUAAAGAGAUAGAGAUAUAAAGAGAGAAUAUUUAUACAUGCAUCUCUGUGUGUAUCUGUGUUGUCUAUGUAUGUAU
This is a messenger RNA of Phycomyces blakesleeanus NRRL 1555(-), 1034 nucleotides long. RefSeq lists its product as hypothetical. Gene Ontology annotation, molecular function: phosphatidylcholine binding; phosphatidylinositol transfer activity; phosphatidylinositol binding. Gene Ontology annotation, cellular component: cytoplasm. The record is from RefSeq and is a predicted model, not a curated record. The transcript is spliced from 7 exons. The coding region runs from base 110 to 904 and encodes 264 amino acids. Gene Ontology annotation, biological process: phospholipid transport. NCBI's taxonomy places the organism in Eukaryota, Fungi, Mucoromycota, Mucoromycetes, Mucorales, Phycomycetaceae.